Messenger RNA from Dichomitus squalens LYAD-421 SS1, 1639 nucleotides. RefSeq lists its product as uncharacterized. The record is from RefSeq and is a predicted model, not a curated record. The coding region runs from base 122 to 1639 and encodes 505 amino acids. NCBI's taxonomy places the organism in Eukaryota, Fungi, Basidiomycota, Agaricomycetes, Polyporales, Polyporaceae. The transcript has 3 exons.
CCCACUCAGAUUGUCUUUGUCUUCAUCUCUCCACCACACUUGAACGCUUUGCCUCGACCCCCCAUCUAGGAUCUCAAUUCCCUUUGGCCGACCUCUCAAGGCGAAUCACAAGGCGAACAGGAUGUAUCUCUCCGAUAUCGCCAGCGAGGCGUACUACUCCCAUUCGUCGCACCGCCUCCCGCGCACGCGCUCUCGCGGUAAUUUUGACUCAAGCACCCUGUUCUCUGGCUCCCAAUCCGGGAUCGGCGGGCCCGCGCGCCGCACGAGCCACCUGCACCGCGACCACCAUCGCGACCGCACGCGCUCUUCGCCGUCCGCUGCACCCACGAGCAUCCCGCUCGACGACAACUUCGACGCAUACACCACCGAGGUCCCGACGGAGUGGCAUGCGGACGAUCCCGACGGCGACGGUGGUGGCAAUGGCGACGGACACACCGAGUACGAUCGCGACGAGAGCGUCAGCGGGUACCGGAACUACGUGACGGAGAUGGAGCGGAUGCUCGCGGGCCAGAUGGAGAACGCCGCGCGCGCGCAGGAGCGGCAGUACCACCAGUACCAGGAACGGCUCCACCAGCAGAGCCAGAGCCAGAAUCACGACCAAAUUCAAGAUCAGAACGAGCACCGCGGCGGCCUCAAUAGGAGCGUCAGCUUGAGCGAGAGCGGCCGCGGCUCGUCGAAAGUGGGCGGCGGCCGGCGGAGUCUCGCGAACCCACAGCAGCUGCAGCUGCCGCUGUCGCCGGUGCCCCCGCCGGAGAACGCGCGAGAGGUUUCGGGUAAGAAGGGCCGGAUAGAGCUCGUCGAGCAGCGGAUUAUCGAGGACUCGCCCGUGCGCACGAUCUCCCUUUGGCGCGAGCGCGUCGCUGCGAACAGUGCUGGCGGGACACGCAACGGGGAAGACGACGGAGCGGAUAUCCAUGGGAAUGCCAGAUCGCGCGGACACCGGAGGGUGCCGUCGAGCGGAGCGAACUCGGUGGCGGACACAAGGCUUAGGAGAGUUGUGAGCGAGCGACCGAGGUAUGCGGAGAGCAUGGAGGGAAGCGGGAUGAGGAAUGGAAGCGUACGGGGCAUCGAGGGUGGAAAAUCAGGGAGGGCGACGUACGAGCGCAGCGAGUACAUGGUCUCGUAUAAGCAAGCGACGACGGGCGGGAUGCCCAAGGAGCUGUUCUCCCCCAUCUCGCAGGCGAGGGAUGUCAUGACACCGACCAGCCCGACACUGAGCAGAAUGCAUUCUCCGCCAUCCCCGUCGUUGCGUCGUCACGCCCAUCGGAAGUCGCUGGAGAGGAGCGAGUAUAUGAUGUCCUACCCGCAGACCCCACCCCUCACCGAUAGCCAGGCAAGCUCGUCCAGUCCUGGUCCCACGAAAGGCAGAAAUCAAAAUGACCGGUCGCACGAGGAAGCAAGCACACAGCGAGUGACGUCGACGUCCUCGGUGGAGGUUAUUCUAUCGUCCUGCGACCCUUCGCUGCUGCACAUCGCCCCGAUCUUGUACGAUUUGGGGAUCAAGCGCGUCGACCAUCUGCGUGCCAUCGCCAGGCUGGGAGAGGGGACAAGAGACAGAGAGGUCAAAGAGGAAGCAUUGAGACGGGGGGUGACUGUCUUGGAGUGGGCGAUCUUCUUGGACAAGCUGCAAAGCCUGUAA